Molecule: messenger RNA, 1587 nt
Organism: Rhizophagus irregularis DAOM 181602=DAOM 197198
Lineage: Eukaryota; Fungi; Glomeromycota; Glomeromycetes; Glomerales; Glomeraceae
Product: erg10 acetyl-CoA C-acetyltransferase
Biological process (GO): fatty acid beta-oxidation; ergosterol biosynthetic process
Cellular component (GO): mitochondrion
Molecular function (GO): acetyl-CoA C-acetyltransferase activity
Source: RefSeq, a predicted model, not a curated record
UUUUCGGCUAUACUCCUUAGAAUGGAUAUAUAGGAAUGAUCUUAACUUUCAUUCUCUCGGACCCGAUUUGCUACAUUAAUUUGACCGCGAUCGGCAUUCAUAUGAUUAAGCAUGGUCUGAUAUUCUCCAAAACCUUCAUCCUAAUAAGGAAGGCUAUUCGCACCUUGAUCGGAUUCAUCAUCUCGACCUGUGGAACAUUUACAAAAAUUUUUAUAUAAAGGAUAUGUUAAUUAAGGUAACUCUAUUUUUUACUUCUUGGUUAAUUCUAUUUAAUUUAUUAAUUCAUUUAUAUAUUUAACAAAAUGACUCAGAAAGAUGUUUAUAUCGCUGCUAUCGCAAGAACUCCUCUUGGAGGAUUUAAUGGAUCAUUAGCAUCACUCUCUGCUGUAAAAUUAGGUUCAAUUGCUGUUGAAGCUGCUUUAAAGAAAGCUAAAAUUGAACCUAAUAAUGUUCAAGAAGUCUUUUUUGGAAAUGUUCUUUCAGCCGGCCUUGGUCAAAAUCCUGCUCGACAAGUUGCUCUUGGUGCGGGAAUUCCUGAUAAUGUGAUUGCUACAACUGUCAAUAAAGUAUGUGCAUCUGGUAUGAAGGCCGUGAUUUUAGGUACUCAAACAAUUAUCACCGGUAACGCUGAUAUUGUUGUUGCAGGUGGUACUGAAUCAAUGACAAACACUCCUUAUUAUGUACCCAGUGCAAGAUUUGGAUCUAAAUAUGGAGACCAAACUCUUGUUGAUGGUAUUGUUAAAGAUGGGUUAACAGACGUAUAUAACAAUUAUCUUAUGGGUAUGGCAGCUGAAGAAUGUGCAAAUGAAUACAAAUUUUCUCGUGAUGAGCAAGAUGAUUACGCAAUUUCUUCUUAUCAACGUGCACAACAGGCUUUUGCCGAUGGGGUUUAUGAAAAUGAAAUUGUUCCUGUAACUGUUUCUGGAGGCAGGGGAAAGCCUAAUAAAGUCAUUACUCAAGAUGAUGAAAUUUCAAAUCUUAAUGUUGAUAAGUUACGUGCGGUUCGUCCAGCUUUUACUGAGAAAGGUUCAGUGACCGCACCAAAUUCUUCACCAUUAAGUGAUGGUGCCGCAGCUAUUGUUUUGAUUAGCGGUGAAAAAGUUAAAGAGUUAGGUAUAAAAACUUUAGCUAAAAUUAAUGGAUGGGGUGAUGCUGCUCAGACACCAUCUAAGUUUACAACAUCGCCUUCAUUAGCGAUUCCAAAAGCAUUAGCACACGCAGGAAAUAUUCCAAUAUCACAAGUAGAUUAUUUUGAAAUUAAUGAAGCAUUUUCAGUAGUAGCAUUGGCAAAUUUAAAAUUACUUGAAUUAAGUAAAGAUAAGGUAAAUGUAUUUGGAGGUGCUGUUGCAAUGGGUCAUCCGUUAGGAUGUAGUGGUGCAAGAAUAAUUUGUACUUUAAUUAGUGUAUUACAAAAUAAGAAUGGUAAAACUGGUGUAGCCAGUGUAUGUAAUGGUGGUGGUGGUGCUAGUGCAAUUGUCAUUUCAUUGCAAUGAAAAAUGGAUAAGAUGAUUAGUAUAUAUAAUAUUCAACUAAAAUUAUUUAAUUACGGAAGGAAAAUUUAAUAAAAUUUUAUUUUCAUAACAGCUG